Molecule: messenger RNA, 855 nt
Organism: Stegastes partitus (bicolor damselfish)
Lineage: Eukaryota; Metazoa; Chordata; Actinopteri; Pomacentridae
Gene: cplx3b
Product: complexin 3b
Exons: 3
Coding region: 115-585 (156 amino acids)
Biological process (GO): regulation of neurotransmitter secretion; synaptic vesicle exocytosis; neurotransmitter transport
Cellular component (GO): SNARE complex; terminal bouton
Molecular function (GO): syntaxin binding
Source: RefSeq, a predicted model, not a curated record
UGUGGUUUGAACAUCACUUGGCUGAUCUCUAUCCACCGUCACCGCUCCAUCCAAGAGCGCACCGAGCCUUCAACUUCUCAGCCGAUCAAACAGAGGACUCUCUGAAGCGCAGCCAUGGCUUUCAUGGUAAAACACGUGGUGGGAGGACAGCUGAAGAACCUGACAGGCGGACUGACGGAGGAGAAAUCCGAAGGGGAGAAAUCAGACGCCGCCGCGCAGGGGAUGACUCAAGAGGAAUUUGAACAAUACCAGCAACAGUUAGAGGAGGAAAAAAAGGAACGAGAAGCUCAAUUUGCCCAGAAGAAAGCUGAGAGGGCCACAGUUAGAAGUCAUUUCCGGGAAAAGUACAGACUACCAAAGAACGAGACGGAUGAGACCCAGAUCCAGCAGGCGGGGGACGACGUGGUGUUGCCCACAGAGCUGGCCAAGAUGAUCGCCGAGGACAACCAGGAGGAAACACACAAGCAGUCUGUGCUGGGCCAGCUGUCCAACAUCCAGAACGUGGACAUGGACCAGCUGAAAGACAAAGCCCAGGCCACACUGGAAGACCUCAAAAAGCAGACGGAAAAUUGCAGCCUCAUGUGAUCUGGCCAGCUCUAAGUCCCAGGAGAUUAGAGUUUUUCUUGUACAAAUAUUUUUCAGAGGCAGAGCUGCUCUGGGGGUAGACAUUUUCUCAUUGCUUUAGUGGAAUGUCAGUUGGCAGAGCCGCAUAAUAACAGUUUUUCUAGCUGUGUAACGUUAGACAGAAGCCGUGUAUUAUAAUAUCUUAGGCUCAUCUGACUAACCAGAGAAAAAAAAAAUCAUUCCAGCCAUAAGAUCAUCGAGGUGAGAUAGUUUGCUUUCCGGCUGACCUUC